UUUACAUUCAUAAAUGUUAUUAACUCCGACAAGCCGUGUGCAGCUCGACAAAUAAAAGACCGGUCUAUCAUAUGUGUGUGUAAUACGACAUAUUGCGAUGAAUUCACCAGAGAAAAGCCAGUUAAAGGAAGCUACGUCACCUACACUUCUUCAGAGGCGGGCUCCCGGUUUAAGAAAGGAUACGGAGUAUUUCAUGACUCUGGUUGGAAUCCGAAAUGUUGUUCUGCAUCAUUGGUGGUGAACACUAAGAUGAAGUAUCAAGUAGCUGAGGGUUUCGGUGGCGCGGUCACGGACGCAGCAAGUAUCAAUUGGAAGAGUUUACCCGAAGUCAUGCAGCAAUCUCUUAUCGAUUCAUAUUAUAGCAGUAAAGGUCUGGAAUACAAUAUGAUAAGAGUCCCCAUAGGCGGCUGUGACUUCUCUACACACGCAUACGCAUACAACGAACUACCAGAAAAUGAUAUAGAUCUAUUGAACUUUAACUUGACUUCUGAGGACUUUGAAUUUAAGAUUCCAAUGAUAAGAUCAAUAAACCGAGUGGCAACAGCACCGGUACACAUAGUAGGAACAACUUGGUCCCCGCCGAUCUGGAUGAAGACCAACCACAACAUCUCCGGCUACGGUAGACUUAAGAAAGAGUACUUCCAGACUUACGCCUGGUAUCAUUACAAAUUUAUUGAACAAUACGCAGCUCAGGGUAUAAGUAUUUGGGCGAUAACAACUACAAAUGAGCCAAUCGAUGGUUUCUUUGGUUUGGCUAGAUUUAAUACGCUCGGCUGGUCUAUUGAGGACAUGGCAGAAUGGAUAGUCAAAAAUUUGGGUCCUACGAUACGAAAAUCCAAAUUCAAAGACGUAAAAAUACUUACAUGUGACGAUCAACGAUUCACUAUACCUUUUUGGUUUAAUGUUAUGGUGCGUUCAAAUCCUAAAGCUUUAGAUUACAUAGAUGGUGUUGGUGUACACUUCUAUGCAGAUAAAUUGGUGCCGGCCUCCAUUUUAAAUGUUGUAUCAAAUACUCAUCCCGAUAAAUUUAUACUGGCGACCGAAGCUUGUGAAGGAAGCUUUCCUUGGCAAAAGUUGAAAGUAGACCUCGGGUCAUGGCCACGAGCUGUUACUUACAUAUCAGACAUCUUAGAAGAUUUAAAUCACAAUGUAGUGGGUUGGAUUGAUUGGAACUUGUGCCUGAACACGCAUGGAGGUCCUAAUUGGUCAGAGAACUACGUCGACUCACCUAUCAUAGUAGAUGCAAUCAAAAACGAGUUUUAUAAACAGCCAAUGUUCUACGCGAUGGGUCAUUUUUCUAAAUUUAUCAAGCGUGGUUCCCGAAGAAUCGAAGUGAACGAAAUAAAGCGCUUAUUUUCUUCGUCCGUCAAACAUGUCGGUUUCCUGACACCAGAUGGUACUGUAGUUUUAGUAUUAUUGAACGAAGGUGAAAAAAGAAUAGUCAGCGUGAGAUGUGGUAAGAAGAAAGCUGUUUUAGAAUUGGAAGCGAAAUCUGUUACAACAAUGGAAUUCUACUGCGUUUUAUAAAACAUUACUCUUGGAUUUAGAAUCUUAAGGAAGUACUCAGAGAUGCUUAAAAUUUACUUACUGUU
Papilio machaon (common yellow swallowtail) is the source of this 1592-nucleotide messenger RNA. RefSeq names its product lysosomal acid glucosylceramidase. Bases 250 to 1527 code for a protein of 425 amino acids. Lineage: Eukaryota; Metazoa; Arthropoda; Insecta; Lepidoptera; Papilionidae. The transcript has 12 exons. The record is from RefSeq and is a predicted model, not a curated record. Gene Ontology annotation, molecular function: glucosylceramidase activity. Gene Ontology annotation, biological process: glucosylceramide catabolic process.